Molecule: messenger RNA, 558 nt
Organism: Ipomoea nil (Japanese morning glory)
Lineage: Eukaryota; Viridiplantae; Streptophyta; Magnoliopsida; Solanales; Convolvulaceae
Exons: 3
Coding region: 1-558 (185 amino acids)
Source: RefSeq, a predicted model, not a curated record
AUGGUCAGAGGAUCACAUUCCCACGUCCAGCUAGUCGUGGCCGCCUCAGAUUCAGAUACAGACAAACAGCAGGAGAUGCAUGUUGCCGCCGCGGCCACCAAUACCAUUAGGAAGUUGAAAGAGAGGAUUGAAGAAACGGACGGCAUUCCGGCCAUUACCCGCGACUACAACAGCCUCAUCUGGAUUAUCCAAGAACACGAACAGUUCGAAUGGAAGAAGCUUCGUAUAUUGGUGCCGUCGCAAUGCGAGACGAAGAAGUUUCCGGUAGAGGUGAACCCGUCGGAAAACGUAGGGGAGUUGAGGAAAGAGCUUGAGAGAUUGAAGGAGCAGUGGCAGCUGGAGCUCCUAGACGAUGGCUACUUCUUUAUAUACAAGCAGAACGUGAUGGACAACGCCCUUGAACCAAGAGUGUUCGCAAGAAACUGGGGAGGAAUGUGGAACCACUCCCCGCAACCUGACAAAGAAACGCCUUCCCUUGCAAGAGCAUGGGCAACACGAUUCGCAGAUCGCCUAGCAAAACUAAAGACCACAUCAUGUAUCAAAGAUGCAGCCUCUUAA